Messenger RNA from Triplophysa rosa, 4842 nucleotides. It is a transcript of the gene shisa9a, whose product is annotated as shisa family member 9a. Gene Ontology annotation, cellular component: AMPA glutamate receptor complex; postsynaptic density; dendritic spine membrane. Gene Ontology annotation, biological process: regulation of AMPA receptor activity; regulation of short-term neuronal synaptic plasticity. The transcript has 4 exons. The record is from RefSeq and is a predicted model, not a curated record. The coding region runs from base 223 to 1455 and encodes 410 amino acids. Lineage: Eukaryota; Metazoa; Chordata; Actinopteri; Cypriniformes; Nemacheilidae.
GCUCCUGCAUCUCACUUCUGUCAUCUUCAGAAACACAGACAGCCUUCGGGGUAGCGCAGUGCUUACACAGGGAUGAAAGUAUUUAAGAAUCAUCAUAAUAACUGGAAUUAAGAUAAGCAACUCUCUAAAUGGACUUCACAGAAUCAGUGGUCGUAAUUUAGCCCCCUCUCACCAAAGAAGAUUUUUGAAAAUGCAAACCUCCCCGAAUGGCUUUGUUCACUCAUGUGGAUUUAUGCCCUUCUGUCAGUGGUAGAACCAACUCGUUUCACUGUUUCUCUUUGUCCUCUAAAGGAAGACUUCAGGAUGAAACGGACAGUCUUGCUCUUAAAAUACUUCUUGGUGAAAGUUCUGGUGCUGCUGUGCUGCGCGGACGGAGAAGCGCAGCAGCAACUCGAGGGCUUUAUAAUGCUCUCAGGAUCCAAUGGGUCCCGGGAUGAGGAGAGUGGCGUUUCCGAACCUCCACACACAGAGGACAAAUGUCGGGGUUACUACGAUGUCAUGGGACAGUGGGACCCGCCGUUCAUUUGCCAAACUGGCAAUUAUUUGUAUUGUUGCGGCACUUGUGGCUUCCGAUUUUGCUGCGCUUAUAAAAACUCUCGUUUGGAUCAGAGCACUUGUAAAAAUUACGAUACGCCAAUAUGGUUAACGGGACAGACACCAUAUAAGAAAAAUGACCCAAGACAUGAUCCAACCAAGGAUAAAACAAACAUGAUUGUUUAUGUAAUAUGUGGAGUAGUGGCGAUCAUGGCACUAGUCGGGAUAUUUACGAAACUUGGACUAGAAAAGGCGCACAGACCUCACAGAGAAAGUAUGUCUCGAGCGGUGGCAAGUGUGAUGCAAGGUGCUCGUCAGGCUCAGCACGAGGAGGCCAUCGGAAUGCACACACAGCAUUAUGACACCGUGCAGGCGAGAGCAACCAACAUGCAAGGCGGCCAAAUAAACAACAUGAUGCAAACCCACCCGUAUCCAGCUCUCAGCCAGCUGUCCCAUGUCUAUGAACAACAGCAACCAGGAAAAGAUUUCAACAAAUAUGCGUCGCUGAAGGCUGUGGCGGCCAAAGCAAACGGAGACUUUCUCAACAAGCAACACCGUCACCUGGUCGAGAUGGCGGCUAAGGGAACUCUGCCCCUCCAUCCAGUGAGAAUGGAGCAUGUGGAGCCCACAGCCUCUUACGUCACCGAGGUCCCAUGCCUGAAACAAAACGGACAGAAGCCCAAAAGCAGUAAACCCAGUGUGCCCCAUCCUGCAAUGGCCUACAGCUCCAAUACCAUUGCCAACCCCGGUAUGCUGAGGAACUGGGAGGCCACAGAGACAAUGGGUAGGCGCAAAACCUAUGGAACUAGGAAGCUGUGCACGGUACAGCAGGUUCACGAGCUACACACUGCCCGCAGUCAUCAUUACCUACCCACGCAACCCUACUUUGUAACCAACAGUAAGACAGAAGUCACUGUGUGAAAAGCAGAGAGCCGAACACGAUUAUCAUCAUGACUCUCUGCACUGCCCCCUAGUGGACCGGAGGCCCCACGGGGUGAAUAUGUCAUGCUACGACUGGCACCAGAGACAACAUCAGCUGACUGAGGCCAGGAACAUUUGGAAAUGUUCACUAUUUAUUUACACUGUAACGAUGUUUGUGUUCCGUCGACGACAAGGUAAAGAGCAAAACAGAAUCAAAUUGGCACAAGAAAAUAUAAAACAAGCAAUAAGAUCUAAUAAAGUUACUGUAUGGGCAGAGAAUGGCUAUGACGAGAUAAGACAACAGAAAUAAAACAUUCCACAUUAUUGAUUUCAGAUAUUAAAGGGCUGGAGUGGAGUAUGAAAUACAAGGUGACGAUCUUAUCCAAAAUAAUAAAGAGUGAACGGAUCAGGUGCAGAUAUUGAUUUGAUGACAGGAACCUUGUUUUUAAAGGGGAUAUAACAGACACUGGAGUGAAACACAAUGAAGUGGGCUGUGCCUUUAACAGUAUAAAGCAACUAACAACUAAAGGCUUGAAAGAUAUUUGAGUCUUGAGACAGAAGAGUGUGCCACGAGGUAGCAUUGUCAUGACACAAGCAACACUGUUAAAAGGACACAGAAGCUUGGUCUUUGAAAAUGAUCUUUGAAAUACAGUAUGUUUUUGGUCUUUUUUCGCAUAAAUUUGACAUUGAUUUCAUACUUGUACUCUCAAACACAUAAGAGCAUGUUGAAAUAUUUGUCAAAAACGUUUCUUAACAUCAGUGUAUCUGCAACUUAGUUGCUGCCACAUUUGUUUUGCUAGGUUUUUGCACUUGUGUGGUACGGAAGCUACUUUUUUAUUUAUCUAUUAUUUAUUUACCAGACAGAUGAGACUUAUGGCGAGAAACUAUAUGUUUAUAUAUAUUUAUACCUUUGCCAGUAUAUGUAUGCACACUAUACAGUACAUUGUGCCAAGAAGUAGCUGGUUGAAGUCGUUGUGUUCCGUUAUGAUUUAGCUUAUUUUCUGUUUUAUUAACUAGUGUGUGAGAGAAAAUGUUUCUGUUGCUUCAUCAUGAUAUAAUGGAGUUUAGCUCUGGUAAUGAAUAUGUACUUUAAAGAACUGGAAUAAAAUGAGCUUUUUUUUCCAUAUUCUCUUCAUGUUUUUUCCUUCCAUCGCCGUCUUUGAUGUUAACAAAACGUUUCAUUGUGAGAGUUUCGUAAACAGGUCGAUGAAGUUUGUUGUAUCCAAUUGAGUUAAUUCAGCAAUGCGUAAACCUGGAAAUAUCAGCCCAAAGAACUCGAACCCCGUGUUCAGUGUGCAGGGGAGCCAAAUCAUGUGGAAUAACCGAAGUCUAGGAUAAAUCCUGGCAAUGUCACCGUCUGGUGAAAUGUCUGGCUCGUGAUCUGCUGUGUGUUGUGUGCAUGUCAUGGUGAAACAGUAUGCGAGGGCUUGCUUGGUUUUGCAUCAUGGGAUAUGAAAUUUGAAUUGUUCAUCUUUGUUUUUAUUUUAUCACAUCAUUCACUAUACCACAGAGAAGCAUGAAAAAGUCUAGAUUAUGAAACUAAAAGUCUAACUAAAAUUUUUUAAAGGUCCCAUAACUCUAAAUCUCCUGAAGUUGUAGUCCAUCAAAGGCUGUUGUUGUGUUUUUUGUUCUCCUGCAAUUCAGAGAAAGUCCCAUAUGAGGGUCUUUGAUUGAUUUGAUUCAGGCACUUUGCGCAAGAAAAUCCAAUCCUCAGUUGCACGCAUUCACCUCUGAACAGGUGCCUGGAAACAGGGAUUGAAUGAGCUUGAUUCUGUGGGGGCCUUGUUGAGAUGCCAGAAAUCAAAGUUCUGCUCGGCAAUAUAAGCAAGUGACCUAGUUAACAGAAUCAGCACUGGUCUGUUCAGCAUACAAGCAAAAUGGUUUAAGAGACUGGGUGUCAAUUGGAGCUGAGGUUUCAGACCUUUUAGAACCUGGUAUUAACAGCAAAAGUCCAUAACUUUAACCCUGGCUUCAUUUUCAAAUGACUUUUUAAGUUAUUAAAGACAAAUGUCUAACCUUAUUUGAGUAAAUGCAAUAAUGGCAAUCAUUGCAACAUAAUGGUUUUAGAGUCCGUUUUUUUAAUCAGGUCCAGUUAUUCGGAGUAUCUUAAAAUAGUAUGUAUUAUAAUGUUUGCUGGGUUAAAUUGUUUAUUAUUAAACCGUUUUUCUCAUUUUAGUCACCCUGGUGUCAUUUUAAACGUGUAUGUGAUUCUUUCUUCUGUGGAACACAAAAGAAGAUAUUUUGAGAAAUGGUUUUCAGUGGUUUUGUGUCUAUUCAAUGGAAGUCAAUGCAUGUCAAUGUUGUUAAUAUCUUCUUUUGUGUUCUGCAAAAGAAAGUCAUAGAGGUUUGGCGUGAGGGUGGGUAAAUGAUGAAUUUUCAUUUUUAGGUCAUUUUAAAACAUCGAAUGAUCACAUUUAAUUCAAAAACAUAACAGAGGAUUUACACUUAUUUGUUUAGCAGAUGCUGUUAUCCAAUUGUGGAAUACAUAACAACAUAGUACUGUCUCUAAAAAAAGUCAACAUGUUCUCACAGAUGAGAUGUAUCUUCAGAUUCUUUGCCGAUCAAACAAUCAAAUGCAUGCAUAUUAUUCCAAAUUCAGUCAUUUGAGAUACGAUUAUUUCUUAUAUUCAUAGGUAUUAUGCCAUGGCUAUAUAGUCAGAAAUCUCAAAUUAUGUGCACAAGCUAAUUUUAAUUCAAAUUAGAAAUGAGGUUGAGAAAUGCUAUUGACUGUGAUUAAUGGAUUGUGACAGAUAUACAUCUGAUUGUUAGAAGGUUAUGAUUCAUUUGAAGUUAGAAAAUGAUCAUUUGGACCUCUUCUGAAUAAACUAAUCAGAUCAAGGGCUUAUCUUUUCUUUUCAUACUCCAGUAUUGCCGCUUGUUCUUAUCUAGGGUAACUGCAAUUAAAUUUCUUUACAGUUUAUUGGGAUUAUUAGGUUAAUUUAUGACAAUGUGGCAGAUAAGAUAACUUUACAACAGUUGUGUAUAUACAAUUUGUGUGCAAUGUGUUUGUUUACAUGCAUGUAUUAAAAAUACACAAAACCAACCCCCAAAUCUCAAGGAAUAUGUUUAUUUUAUUGUUCUAUGAUUUUUCGACCAUUUACAUUAGAUUGGGGUGUUUUCAUGACAAAUGCUGUGAUUAUGUUUUCAUGACAAAUGCUGUGAUUAUUGCUAAAAGCAAAUUUAUUUUUAUUUCAAAAUUAUAUGUUAAAUGUUAUGUUCUCCAAAGAGAUUUAUUUAUUAACAAAAAUUAUGUCAAAUUGAGGAAUUUUAGGAAAAAUGUUAAAUGUUUAUCAAACAUAUUCUAUACAGUAUACCGUAUGAGUUGACAUUGCAUUUGAGUGACCAACAUUGAUCUUAAUCUUAUCAUAGGUUUACACAUGAAUUAAA